AUGCAACGGUUCACCAAGGAAAUAGCAAAAGAAAAGAACAUCGAGAACAAAUUUAGCAAUCCAGAAUUCAAGGCCACAAUUGAAUACCACCAGAAACGUUGUCAUAACACCGAAGUGACUGUCUACAGUCAUCUGAUUCAUAUGACCGAGAAAAAAUUUCCACUGCCGAAGAUUUUCUUUAUGAAGAAAUUCUCCGAAAACAACCCACUAAAGGGAUAUAUCAUCAUGGAGUAUUUGGACAAACUGAAAACGGUGCACAUCUAUGAAAACGUGACAACGGGAACUGUGAAACAGAUUCUUCGAGCGAUAGCUGUACUCGAAGCGAUGUCCCUUGAUUUUUCUCUACAAGAAAAGGAUGAAUUCAUGGAUAAACCGUUCACUGGAAUUUGUGGAGCUUUUUUCAAUAAAGAGACACUCGGCAACUUGAUGGAGAUUUUGCGCACCUUUAUAGGACAUCUGUCAAGUAAAUUUGACCGACUAGAGAAGGCUCUCCUACAUCUGGUGGAUCUUGAAUGGGCGGAUAGAUUACCCGAAGAAAUUGGUAUGCGACCUGUUCUCUGUCACGGAGACCUCUGGUCAAUGAACAUUCUCUGGAGGACAAAUAAAGAUAACCUCAAAAUAGCCGCUGUUAUCGACUUUCAGACUGCUCAUUUUGGAUGUCCCGCAUUUGAUCUCGUCCGUGUGAUGUGUGCAUGUCUUAGCGGAAAAGACCGCCAAGAACAAUGGGAAGAAUUGUUGGACGAGUUUUAUGGAUACUUGAAAGAGGAAUGUGGUAACAGAGACAUGCCCUACACGUUGAAGCAGCUCAAAGAAUCGUAUCGCCGAUUUUUCCCUCUUGGCGGUUUGAUGAUAAUGCCUAUGAUUGGGCCUCUAUUCGACAUAAUUUGUAAGAGUGGCGAUAAAGAACAAAAUCAGAAGGUGAUUUUAAAGGUAAUACAUCCAGGUCAGAGAACGAACAAUUAG
Angiostrongylus costaricensis is the source of this 963-nucleotide messenger RNA. Lineage: Eukaryota; Metazoa; Nematoda; Chromadorea; Rhabditida; Metastrongylidae. The record is from the annotation of a GenBank genome assembly.